Messenger RNA from Xiphophorus hellerii (green swordtail), 3863 nucleotides. RefSeq names its product transient receptor potential cation channel, subfamily C, member 4a (gene trpc4a). Lineage: Eukaryota; Metazoa; Chordata; Actinopteri; Cyprinodontiformes; Poeciliidae. Gene Ontology annotation, biological process: regulation of cytosolic calcium ion concentration; calcium ion transmembrane transport. Gene Ontology annotation, cellular component: cation channel complex; plasma membrane. Gene Ontology annotation, molecular function: protein binding; store-operated calcium channel activity; inositol 1,4,5 trisphosphate binding. The record is from RefSeq and is a predicted model, not a curated record.
UCAAUGCGUCUCCAAGUGCGCACGACCCGUCUGCAGCAGCGCUCGCUCUGCAGACCGCCUGCCAGGCAUCUGGAAACUCUGCGUUCAUUUCUGGAACCACCGCUUUCCACUCAGUCACCCCCCAACAGGUGGAUUAAGUCGAAUCGGACAUGGACAUUGGUGGAAAUUAACCCCAGGGGGUAAAGUGGAGGUGUUGCAGAACUAGGUCUGUUCUACCCUGGAAAUUCGUGAACUCGUAUUUUUUUAAAUUCUUUCUUUCUUUUUCUUUAUUUUUCUCUUUAUACCGGGAUUUUUUUUUCUUCUUGUUGUUUUGCGCGGUGAGAUGAUGCGGUGUUUUGACGCGCAUUAAGACCGAAUGGAAAUGAAAACGCACGGAAUCAGGAUGUAUUCAGAAGUGCGGCGAAGUGACAAAAAAACAACAGUGGAGGGUGCAGACUGAAGCAGAUUAACAGAAUAAAGACAAACUGGCUUCUGAGGGCACUAACAUAUCAUCAAGGAGGCGCUUCUCAUAAAUCCGUCGCACAUCUGCUCUGAAUUUGAGAAGUUGAGAUAGACAUUUUUUUAUGCUGCUCUCCAAAGGAAGCAACCUUGAUCUUCGUGGACGAUGUUCAACAGCCCAAAGUGUGAAGUCCCUCAGCCUGGCAGCAGCUGUAGCAGUGUUAGUAGGGUGCCAGUAAGCUGAAUCCUUGGGAGAUGUCACAGCUGUAUUACCGGAGGACUGACAGCUCUUCAUACCGGGACCGCAUCCCGUUACGAAUUGUGCGGGCUGAGUCGGAGCUGUCGCCUUUAGAAAAAGCCUACCUAGGCGCUGUGGAGAAGGGAGACUACGCCAGUGUCAAACAAGCCCUGGAGGAGGCAGAGAUCUACUUUAAGAUCAACAUCAACUGCAUCGAUCCCCUUGGCCGCACUGCUCUGCUCAUUGCCAUUGAGAAUGAGAAUUUGGAAAUCAUUGAGCUUUUGCUGAGCUUCAGUGUUUACGUUGGUGAUGCCCUGCUUCACGCUAUCCGCAAGGAAGUGGUGGGAGCCGUGGAGCUGCUGCUGAAUCAUAAGAAGUCAAGUGGAGGCAUGCAGGUUCCCCCUAUCUUAUUGGACAAGCAGUUUUCUGACUUCACCCCUGACAUCACUCCCAUCAUUCUUGCUGCACACACCAAUAACUAUGAAAUUAUCAAGCUUCUGGUGCAGAAAGGUGUGUCUAUGCCACAGCCACAUGAGGUGCGCUGCAACUGUGUGGAGUGUGUGUCUAGUUCAGACGUGGACAGCCUCCGGCACUCUCGGUCUCGUCUCAACAUCUACAAAGCGCUUUCGAGUCCCUCUCUAAUUGCGCUCUCCAGCGAAGAUCCCUUUCUCACUGCAUUCAGGCUCAGCUGGGAGCUGCAGGAGCUCAGCAAGGUGGAGAAUGAGUUCAAAUCUGAGUAUGAGGAGCUGUCUCAGCAGUGUAAACAGUUUGCUAAAGACCUCCUGGACCAAACAAGGAGCUCCAGAGAGCUGGAAAUGAUCCUGAACUAUAGAGACGAUGCCAACUUACUGGAAGAGGAAGGCAAUAAUGACCUUGCAAGACUCAAACUAGCAAUCAAGUACCAUCAAAAAGAGUUUGUGGCUCAGCCAAACUGUCAGCAGCUCCUGGCCUCGAGGUGGUAUGAUGAGUUUCCUGGGUGGAGGCGGCGCCACUGGGCAGGAAAAUUCAUCACCUGUGUCUUUAUUGGCCUCCUCUAUCCUGUUUUUGCCCUUUGUUACCUCAUCGUACCCAAGAGUCGCUAUGGCCUCUUCAUCCGCAAGCCCUUCAUCAAGUUUAUCUGCCACACUGCAUCGUACCUGACCUUUCUGUUCCUGCUGCUGCUUGCCUCCCAGCAUAUUGUCACCACAGAACAAGAUAGGCAAGACCGACAGGGCCCUCCACCGACCACUGUAGAGUGGAUGAUUCUACCAUGGGUGCUGGGAUUUAUUUGGGCAGAGAUCAAGCAAAUGUGGGAUGGUGGUUUCCAGGACUACGUCCAUGACUGGUGGAACUUGAUGGAUUUUGUCAUGAACUCUCUUUACCUGGCCACUAUAUCCCUCAAGAUUGUAGCCUACACCAAGUACAGUGGUACUAAACCCAGGAACCAGUGGGAAAUGUGGCACCCCACUUUAGUAGCUGAGGCAGUGUUUGCCAUUGCAAACAUAUUCAGUUCCCUGCGCCUCAUCUCCCUCUUCACCGCUAAUUCCCAUCUGGGGCCUCUGCAGAUCUCACUCGGCCGAAUGCUACUGGAUAUUCUGAAGUUCCUUUUUAUUUACUGUCUGGUUCUCCUGGCCUUCGCUAAUGGGCUUAACCAGCUGUACUUUUACUAUGAGACAAAAGCUUCAGAAGAGAAAGGAAAAUGCAAAGGGAUCCGCUGUGUAGAGCAGAACAAUGCUUUCUCCACGUUGUUUGAGACCCUACAAUCCCUUUUCUGGUCUAUCUUUGGACUAAUCAGCCUCUAUGUAACCAAUGUGGAUCCAGACCACCAAUUUACUGAAUUUGUUGGUGCCACCAUGUUUGGGACAUACAACAUAAUUUCCCUGGUGGUGCUCCUCAACAUGCUGAUAGCCAUGAUGAAUAACUCUUACCAGCACAUUGCUGACCAUGCAGACAUUGAAUGGAAGUUCGCAAGAACAAAGUUGUGGAUGAGUUACUUUGAGGAGGGCGCCACGGUUCCCGCCCCUUUCAACAUUAUUCCGAGCCCCAAAACAUUCUGGUACCUCAUGUGUUGGAUCAAGAGACAAGUGUGUAAGAGGACUCGGUCCAAGAGAACCAAAAGCUUUGGAACUCUUGGAAGACGGGCUGCGGAAAACGUGAGGAUAAACCAUCAAUAUCAGGAGGUAUUGAGGAACCUGGUAAAACGUUAUGUGGCUGCAAUGAUCAGAGAUGCUAAGACAGAAGAGGGCCUGACUGAAGACAACUUCAAGGAGUUGAAACAAGAUAUUUCCAGCUUCCGCUAUGAGGUGAUGGGCAUGAUGAAGACGGGGAAGCCUGCUCUACAGGGCGCGAUGGCCAGUUCCAGUUCAGUGGAAUCCAGUCUUGCUUAUCCAAAUUCCUCGCUCAAAAUUUCCCCUGGCCUUCCGGCCAGCCAGGCAAAAAGCAAGCUCAACCGAUUCAAGAUCACUGCAUCCAUCCUCAAACAAACCAGUUCUCUUGCUUCACCCAGGCCUCCUGAAGCAUCCAACGGUCUUCCUAAUGGACUCUUGGCGUCAGAUGAGGGUUGCAGUGAACCAUCAAGCCAGCGGAGAAACUGCUCCAAAGAUGUUAGUGACUUUAGUUUGUUUCAAAAACGCCACUGGAGUGGUAAAGAAGUCCCAUCAGGGUCAGGCGAGGUUCUGAGAGAGAUGUACUCUCUGUCAGAGGAGGCAGGAGAGUCAGGGGGUUCAGACACAGAAGAGGAGAGUAAGGAGGAUACAGCUAAGGCUGAAGAAAAACUGCUGGUGAAUAAAUCGGAUGAAGACUUUCCAGAGAAUAAAAAAGAGCUAAACAUUAACAGAAGCCUUGAAUGUGAAGAUAAACAACCUGAAGAAGAAAAAAAAUCUAGCUCCACAAGAAAGGAACCAUGAUAUAUGAAGAUGCAUGAAGUGCCCUGCAAAAACAUUUCUGUCCUAUAGAUUAUUUCAUGUUGCAGUCACAAACCAACACCCAAUAAUUGUGAAGUGAUGAGCAUUUGUAUUUAGGUUCCUUUUUCUCUAAUACCCCUAAAAAAAAAUUUGUGGAAAUAACUGUCUUCAGACAUCAGCUUACUACAAAGUGUGGUGAUAUUCAGAGAACUAGCUGAGAGGAGCUGAAAAGAUCCACAGACAGAUUAUAUCUGUGAGAAUAAUUUGAUAGGAUAGCUAUUUGUCAUGCACAUUACAAAUCUGGC